Molecule: messenger RNA, 3084 nt
Organism: Anarrhichthys ocellatus (wolf-eel)
Lineage: Eukaryota; Metazoa; Chordata; Actinopteri; Perciformes; Anarhichadidae
Gene: vps37a
Product: VPS37A subunit of ESCRT-I
Exons: 12
Coding region: 383-1564 (393 amino acids)
Biological process (GO): ubiquitin-dependent protein catabolic process via the multivesicular body sorting pathway; protein targeting to vacuole; protein targeting to membrane
Cellular component (GO): ESCRT I complex
Source: RefSeq, a predicted model, not a curated record
AGACUGCUGCGUGACGUAAUACGUAAAUAAGUUGAUCAAGCUUCUGCUGCCUACUCAGAAGGUUGUUUUCUUGUUGUCUUCCUUGAGCUAUAAUUAUCUCUCGCCUCAGUAAUAUUAAUGACAAUGCUAAAACGACAUACAAACUCUUGGGGAUAAAACGGAAGUGACAUUUUCGUCGAAACAUUAGGACAUGCCAUCUGACUUUGUAACUACAAAGUAAGCCCCGAGUGGACAACAAGCCGAGUCGUUCGUCAACCAGCUAACAGGGGUUAGCACCACACCGUGUGCUGUUCAUUCUCACUUUCUCUUCCAUUUCGUCUUCGUCUGUUGUCGGCCUCUACAUUCUGUCACCAAGUACAGUCCGUGGUUUCGCCAGGAGAGGAUGAACUGGCUUUUCCCCCUGUCCAAAGGCUCCGGACCUCUCCCUCCUCUGAACAGCCUACAGCAACAAAGACAGCGGCAGAUCGAGUCACUCAAAGCCGCUCACCCAAGCCUCGCAGAGAUCCAGAAGGAUGUGGAGUACAGAAUACCAUUCACAGUCAACAGCUCCACCAUUAGUGUUAACAUACUGCUGCCUCCUCAGUUCCCCCAGGAGAAGCCGGUGGUUAGUGUCUACCCCCCUGUUGGUCAUCAUUUAGUCGACGGCAAUAAUGGCACCAUGAUCACUAGCCCCCUCAUCACUAAUUUUGGGAUGCACUCAGAUCUGGGUAAGGUCAUUCAGAGUCUCCUGGACGAGUUCUGGAAGAGUCCUCCUGCCUUGAUGUCCACUGGCUCUGCUGGCUUCUCAUAUAUGUACAAGCCGUCAGGCAUGGCGCCAUACCCCACUCAGGCUUAUCACUAUGGUCCUCGCCAUGUGGGCCCCAGUCACACGCCACCUCCUGGUCCAGGCCCAGCUCCAGCUCUCAUGCCUCACCCAGGGGUCGAUGGUUCCCACGGGCCCCCUCGAGCUCCAGCCCCAUACGGCCUGAUUUAUGACCUGCCGCUGCCGGUUCCUACUGGAGACUCCCAGGCUGGACUCAACGGACACAUGUACAAGAUGCCUGAGAUUCCUGAGACUUUUCCUGAACUCUGUGACUUGAAUCUGACCCAGUUGUCGGACAUGGCAAGUGAAAACGAGGAUAUGUUGCUGGAGUUCUUUGUGAGUUUGCCACAACUGAAACAGGUCACCAGUGAUAAAGAAGAGCUGGUCACCAAUAUAGUGGACAUGGCUAAGAAAAAUCUUCAGAUGGAGCCGCAGCUGGAAGGAAAACGACAAGAAAUGCUCUACAAGUAUGAGCAGCUGACUCAGAUGAAGUUGGCCUUUGAAACAAGGAUGCAGAGACAGCAUGAUCUCAGUGAGAGUUGCAGUCUUAGUACUCUACAGGCUCGGUUAAAAGUUGCAGCCCACCAGGCUGAGGAGGAGUCGGAGGAGACGGCUGAAAACUUCCUGGAGGGACGCGCAGACAUUGACGAAUUCCUGAGCAGCUUCAUGGAGAAGAGAACGCUUUGCCACAGCAGAAGGGCCAAAGAGGAAAAAUUGCAACAGUCCAUCAACACACAUGGACAGUUUCCUCCCAGCCACUAAAACACAAGGUGUGGUGUUUUCUCAGCCAACUGCUGCCAACUUAAAGAAUAAAGACAUUUGAUGGGACAAAAAAAGCACACUGAGUCAACAAUGGGCACUUUGGAGAAAUAGGAAGACAGUGAUAGCAAUUGUGGGCUAACAAAACGAAGCCCACUGUCCUCGGAUCUGGACUACAAAUACUGUCGAAGUUGGAUUGUGCGAGAGCAAGACGGAGAAUCUAUUGAGUCACCACAAGAGGCCAAAACUGGGAGUGACACAUGCCUAGCUUUUCCAACCACAUUACUAAGGAUUUCUAUUGCACAUGCUGUUUGUUCAGUUUUGACUUGACAGUAAUGAUGAGUUUUGUUUCUUUUCUGAAUUUAUAUCACAAUGCUAAAUAAGAGCAACAUCUGCACCGGAUCAGAGUGGUUGCCGAUGUGAACUCAUCUGGGAAAAAAAUGCAAAUUGUUUUUACGACAGGACUCCCAAUCGUACUUUUAUUUUUUUUCAUGCGGUGAGCAAGUAAAUGUCACUAUAGAAUAAUUGUUAAAAUGCUAAUGUCGGUGUCUAUACUUCCAUCUCUGAGAUCAUUGGCGAGCCCUUGCUUUGUUAUUCCAGAAAGGUCCUGAAGGACAGACAGAAGAACAACCUUUGCCUUGCAAAUCUGCUGUUAACUUGAUUUGAUUGCUCUAGAUGUAGAGAUGAAACUCAGCAUUGGCACUUCAACAAGUCAAGGUAAUCUCUCCAAGGCAUUCCUCAUUUGUAAUUAAACAACUCAAAUUUAAGAUUCUCCAACAAAAUAGAAGCAAGGACGGGGCAGUGCUGUCAGGAGAGCUUGAAAUUGAAACUCUGCAAAUGACAGUGGUCGAGUUUAUCAAGUGUGUUUGUCCCUUCAGUAAUGACUUGAACACAACCUCGUCAUCAGUGUUUUUGCACAAACAUUAGUAAUUUGAUUCAAUCAGGCAGUACUCUGAUUCUCAUAGUGUUUUUAACAUCAUAAUCGUUUUUUAUCCACUGUACCUCAGAAAGAAGAGUCAACAUAAUCCAAAUAACAAACCUGGUUACUGGUCAGGUUUUUUUUUCUUUUUUUAUACAUUUUUUAGUUGAGGUUUGUGGGGGGAUAAUACAAUGUUUCCUGAAGGUUUAGCAUAAACUUUUUCAGACAUUGACCAGUUUACCAAACAGGUUAUGUAAACUGAGGUUAUUGGGAUAUCCAUAUAAACGGUUUGCCUUUCACACGAAUCAAGGUAUUGGGGCACAUGUAAACAUGCUGAUAAUGAUGAAGGCCAUUAUAAUAACCCGUCUGUUUUCUGACACCUUGUGAACUUGAAAUAGUUGACUGACUCUUAACUGAAGAGCCUCAGAAGAUUUGGGAUAAUGUUGAGGAGUAUUAGGGUUUCAUGCUGCAGUAAAACAUGAUGACAUUGGAUACUGUAUUUAAAUAAUGUUAAUAAUAGGCUAUAUUGUAAUCAAAGACUCAAGACACCUUGUAUUAUAUGUUGUUAUUUAAUUUGUUAGUGUAAUAAAGCAUUUAGAAUAAA